Molecule: messenger RNA, 1251 nt
Organism: Durusdinium trenchii
Lineage: Eukaryota; Dinophyceae; Suessiales; Symbiodiniaceae
Source: the annotation of a GenBank genome assembly
AUGUCUAAAUGGAAGAGAAAGAAGGAAGAACCUGCACCUGAACCAGAAGAAGAAAUGUCACCACUAGCAAUCUGUUUGCUGGAGCACUAUGCACAAGGGAUGUCUGGCCCAUCAGUCCAAGCCAUUGCCAUGGCUGCAUCAAAGUCUGGAGCCACAGGCACAGGCAUCUCAGAGCUGGCAGCUCUGGGGAACCAUGGCAGGUCCAGCAACCACUGCGCAAGUCAAAUGGUGACAAAGUAUUGUCAAUCUGAACAGAUCACAUUUCCCAAUCCAUAUUUUGCAGAGAUCCCAUGCCUGGUGAAGAAACCAAAUGAAUGGGAAGUUGAAUUGAAAAGUGUGGCACUGUUUUUGCCUCAUGAACUGUUUGCCUGGCUAGAAGGCCAGGAGCAAGUCAGUGGCUUCAGCAAACUGGCUACAUUUUGGCAAGAUCAUUUGGAAAAUGAUCCAAAAUUGAAGUUCAACCCUGCCAAGAUAGAGCCUCAGUCACUGCUGUCAGAUGCCAAUGUGAGCAGAUCACAGCUUCUCAUAGCUGUCAUGCCCAAAUCAGCUAUGAGCAAAUCAGAGGUCAAGGAGAAGGACACAAUGGAGCAGCUCUGGAACAUUGAAAGAUUGAAAGAAGUCUACACGAGGCUGCAGGUGCAAUAUGAGGAGCAGGCAAUAGAUUCAAGCAACCGCAUCAAGCACCUGAAGAUGAGCAGCUUUUGCAAUCCUGCAGAGAAAUACAAGAGCUUCCCUGAAUUAUCAGGGUUCAAAGCCAGGCAAAUCAGAUACAUGGUUCCAUGCUUCUUGGACAUAUGCAAGCAGACCCUCAGAGAAGACAGGCCAUACACCCGCCACAGGCUCCUAUGCCUCCAGAAUCUUGAGUCCAUGUACACCAUCAUGGAAGAGAGUGGCAUGCAUUUGUCUGCCAAGGCUUCUAAAAAGUUUCAGCAGGUGACUGACUUGUGCAUGCUCCACUUUGCCAAGUGCAGCAAGCUGACAAUCCAGGACAAACUCCUCAUGUGGAACACCAUCCACAAAUGUCACUUGACUUGCCAUCUUCCAUCUCAGGCUGCCUACUUGAACCCUCGCUUUGUCUCCACCUACCAUGGUGAGACCAUGGUAGGCUACAUGGCUGCUCUUGGCCAUUCUUGUUUGAAUGGAACACCAGGACACAUGGUGCCAGCAAGGGUGGCCUGGAGAUUUCGCCUUGGCAUGCAUCUGAGGAGCAUGGGCCAUGGCUUGGAUGCAGAAACUGAGUUUGAGGAUUGA